UAAAACCCUAGCUAUGGCGGCCAUUUGACGAGCGCUCUCUCUGGCGGUCGUGAUGGCGCCUCUCCCACUUAUCGUGCGGAGCGCCGAAGGGCUGACGCUGCUAGGCGGCGAGAGCGAGAAGCUGCAGAGGCUUGCUUGCGCUGGAGCAUCGGUUAGCAAGGAUGGAAGCGAGCUAGCUGUGAUCACUGGCGAUGGAGUGGAUGUCUUUGAUCCAGUGACUUGCAACAAAAUCCAAUCUUUUCGGUUGGACGUUGUUGUUGCUGCUGUCUUCUCGUCGGCCGGAUCGUUUCUACAGAUCUUUCGAAAGGCAACCGGUCCGGAAGACAAGAAUGUUGGCAUCUGGGACGUGAAAACUGGGGAGGCAGUGGUUCUCUUCUAUCAGAAAAACUUUUCAAAGUCAAGCUGGCCGAUUCUCCAGUUCAGCGACGACGAUUCUGUGGCUUGCCGGCUUGCAACCAACUCGGUCCAGAUCUACGAUGCCAAAAACUUUGCAAAGGGUGCUGUCGAUCAUUUGCGUUUGCCUGGAAUUCAAGCUGUGAAACUUUCUCCAGCUUCUCCGUCCUAUCUCGCAACGUUUAUUCCGGAGAGCAAGGGACAACCGGCCGUGGUGCAAAUAUAUGAUCGUAAAGAGGCUAGCAAAUGUCAAGCACUGGCUCGACGUAGCUUCUUUAAGUCGAGUAGCGUCACCAUGACUUGGAACGCGGGCUCGACCGGAUUGCUUGUGCUAGCGGUCACUGACGACGAUAAAUCCAACCAAAGCUACUACGGCGACACCAAAUUGUAUUACUUGAAAAGCGAUGGGACUUGUGAAGGGACGGUUCCUCUGAACAAAGAGGGGCCUAUCCAUGACGCUCAGUGGUCCCCGACCGGCAAAGAGUUUAUUGUCGUCUAUGGCUACAUGCCUGCUAAAGCUGCUCUCUUCGAUACACAAUGCCGGCAGGUUUUUGAUUUUGGAUCUGGACCUUAUAACACCGUGCGGUGGAAUCCCUUUGGAAGCUUUAUCUGUUUGGCUGGGUUCGGGAAUCUUCCGGGUGAUAUGGUGUUUUGGGACCGGAACACGCUAAAAUCGAUUGGAAACACGAAAUCUCCCUGCUCAGUAACGUGUGAAUGGGCACCCGAUGGCCGGCUACUGAUGACGGCCACGACCGCUCCUCGAAUGCGAGUCGAUAACGGGAUAAGGAUCUUCAAGUACACGGGAGCUCUGUUGGAGGAACAAAAGAUCAACGAUCUUUAUCAAGCGGACUGGCUGCCUGGACAGUAUGUUGAGAGGCCAGCUUCGCCAGUUUCUGCCAAGAGUUCACAAAAAGAAAAACAACCAUCUGCGGCUGCUAUAGCCAAACCUGCAGCUUACCGUCCACCUCAUUCAAGCAUGUCGGCGUCAGUGCGUGCUCAGCUAUUUGGUGAAGAGGACUCCAAUGCUGGAAGUGGGUUGAGCAAAUCGGCUCUUAAGAACAAAAAGCGACGUGAGAAACAGAAAGAAAAGUCUGAAACACUUCCCGACGCACCAGAAGUCGUGAAGGAGGUCAACAGUGAGACAUCUUCAGGAGAUGAGUUUGCGAAGAAAAUUCGAGCUCUGAACAAGAAGCUGCGGCAGAUAGAGGAACUCAAGAACAAGUUAAGUGGGCAGACGCCAUCUCAAGAACAGAAGAGCAAGCUUCAGCAGGAGGCGUUAUUGAGGGAAGAAAUCAGGAAAUUGGAGCUCUCUUCAUAGAUGGUUCUGCCUGGAAUGAAGUUUUGUUUCGACAGUUAAACGCUGGUGAUUCGGAAACUCAAACGCGAUCAAGCGUGUACAGGAUGAAGCAGCGCGUCCUAGUACCAAUCUGCAAAGCUGAAGAGAGAUUUCUAAUGACAUAGCCUUUUCAAUUCGAACAAUUUUUAGUCAUUA
Messenger RNA from Selaginella moellendorffii, 1885 nucleotides. Its product is annotated as eukaryotic translation initiation factor 2A. The record is from RefSeq and is a predicted model, not a curated record. Gene Ontology annotation, cellular component: cytosolic small ribosomal subunit. Gene Ontology annotation, molecular function: tRNA binding; mRNA binding; translation initiation factor activity. The transcript has 17 exons. Bases 53 to 1711 code for a protein of 552 amino acids. Gene Ontology annotation, biological process: translational initiation. NCBI's taxonomy places the organism in Eukaryota, Viridiplantae, Streptophyta, Lycopodiopsida, Selaginellales, Selaginellaceae.